CAUUCUUAAAACCUUAAACAUCAGGGUGGGUAUAGUUGUAACUGAAAAACGCGGCGGCGGAGAAGCGGUGGUAAAGAAGUGAAUGGAGAGAUGGUUGGGAGUGGAGCACCGGAUUUCUUCUACAAAGAAGCUCAACGGCUCGGCUACGUGGCUCGGUCAGCCUUCAAAUUGGUUCAGAUACAAAAACAACACAAGUUAAUCAAGCCCGGUUCCUCCGUUCUCGACUUGGGGUGUGCUCCUGGUUCAUGGCUUCAAGUUGCUUGUCAGAGCUUGGGCCCACUCAACAACGGUGGCUCCGUUAUCGGCAUUGAUCAUAAGAAAGUUAAGGUCCCUCCUCUUCACUGUGAUUCCAGAGUUCAAACUAUUUCCGCUGAUGUCAUGACACUUCCCAAACACCUACUCAGAGAACUUUCUCCCAAGCAAAAAGGAUUUUCUGUCAUACUUUCAGACAUGUGUCCAUUGGUUUCUGGAAUCACUACUAAAGACGCGGCUUUGUCAUUUGAGUUAGGGAUGCGAGCGUUAGAUUUGGCUGUUGGCAGGGCUGCUUCUGUUUCUAAUUUGGAUGGUGAUAAUCAGGAUGAGGGGCGAUCUGAUGAACCAUCUGGUUCAGAUGACGCGGGAGUGUUGCAAGUUGGAGGCAAUCUUGUUAUCAAGCUUUUGGAGAGUGAAGAUGCCAAAGAAAUCAGCCAGAUUUGUAAACCAUUGUUUACAAAAUCGACGUGGCUGAGACCUAAAGCGACAAGACCUUCAUCGAGAGAGAUCUAUUUGAUAUGUCAAGGUUUAAAGCCAGAAAUAAAGAUAUAGGUUGUUUUAUGAGGUUUGGCGUGAGCCGAAUACAAAUUUUGAACACUGUUGUCACUGUUUCUGAACUUCAAUUCAAGCUUGUUUAUGGAUUUUAGCGCAACUUCUUAUACAGGUAUCGCCUUUUCAUAUUUGUAGUUUUUUCCUUGUUAUGGUGCUGCGCUUAAAUUUGUUAGGCGGAAAUUUUGGAUCUUUUUAGACAGGGAUAGUUAAUUUGUUAGGCGUGGAAUGCUGAGUAAAUUUGUGGAAUGUGGAUAUGCACUUCUAUGCCGCUUGAUCUGAUUGUCGUCUUAGGAUUCGAUUAUCUCAAAAUAUGAAAUUUGAAUAGUUGGUUCUUUGUGUGCGCGAUGAGUUCAGUUUCAUUGAGUGUCAUUUGCUUCAUUGGAACAAGCUAAAAUGUAAUCUUUGUAACAAGCUUCUAAAGAGUAAAAACCAAGGUAAAAAUCAGAAUUUUGACACCCAUCUUAGCUUACAGUGCAGUACUCCCAACUCAUCAUUUAUAAUGUAUUUCAGUUUAAUUAAAUUAGUGAUGAUAUUGUUUAUUUUA
Messenger RNA from Cicer arietinum (chickpea), 1348 nucleotides. RefSeq lists its product as uncharacterized. The record is from RefSeq and is a predicted model, not a curated record. Gene Ontology annotation, biological process: RNA methylation. Lineage: Eukaryota; Viridiplantae; Streptophyta; Magnoliopsida; Fabales; Fabaceae. Gene Ontology annotation, molecular function: rRNA (uridine-2'-O-ribose)-methyltransferase activity.